This is a messenger RNA of Carassius gibelio (silver crucian carp), 1113 nucleotides long. RefSeq names its product L-asparaginase. The coding region runs from base 110 to 811 and encodes 233 amino acids. The transcript has 7 exons. Lineage: Eukaryota; Metazoa; Chordata; Actinopteri; Cypriniformes; Cyprinidae. Gene Ontology annotation, molecular function: protein binding. The record is from RefSeq and is a predicted model, not a curated record.
AUCUCUCUACAAAUGCGAGACCCGUGACCGUUCGCGCCAGUAUAUUCACUCAAAUUCGCGCGACCCUUAAACGAACGAUAAUCUGUGAUUUGCGUGUUAUUUUUUCAUUAUGGGAGUCUGUAUGUCAAGAAAAGAGAUCCCUGAUGAAAUCUACAGAUACUGGUCUGCUGUAGCGUCUUCUCUUCGCCUCGGCUGGCUUGGGACGAGUAACGUGAGGACGGAGAUGAAAGCGUGCCAACUUGCUCUUUUCCCAAAUCUGUUGAACUCCUCAGCCGUAGAGGAAGAUAUUCUUGGCCUGGAGGAACAUCUACGAGAGGGUGCUGAUGUCUCGGGUGGUGAUGAGCGUGGUCGGACACCUCUACAUGUGGCAGCAGGAGAAGGCCAUUUAAACGCUGUUCGCUUCUUGCUGCAGCAGGGAGCGGAUGUGAAUGCCACGGACUGUGAGGAAGAAACUCCACUUCGAGAUGCCAUACGCUGCAAGAGUUUGGAGGUGGUGGAGCUGUUAAUUUCUGCAGGGGCACGUUUGGAAAAAUCCUCAGAGGAACUUGGGGUUGAGAUGUGUUGUCUUGCAUUCCUUGGAGACACAGAACAGAUGGAGGCAUGGAAGAAGGCUGGUGUCAGUUUUAAUGUUUCUGAUGCUCACGGUCGAACUCCCUUACAUGUGGCGGUGUGUACCAAUCAGCCUGAAAUGGUGAUGUUCUGUGUCCACAAUGGAUCGGAUCUUGAGCAAAGGGACAGGUUCAACAACAGGCCUGUAGAUGAUGCUCAGAGACUAGGCUUACAACACAUGGUGGAGCUGUUGAGUUAUUAGGCCCUCCGUCUCAACCAGGCCCAGAACACUGAGGAACAGCAGGUGUCUGCACUUGUAAAAGAGUUCACAGUUUAAUGUAAUUUGUCAUUGGAUUUUCAGAUCAUAAAACAUUCUUUUGCAGUUUUUAAAAGCAUUAUAUCAGAAAGAUAGAAGUUGUUUUUGUAAACUGUUAUUUUAGAUGUUUUGGCACAACUAAAAUAGGUUAAUGAAACAAUAAAACAUUUAGAGAAUUUUGUGUUUUUAAAAUGUAAAGUUCCAAGUUUGCUAUGAGAAGAAAAGAGGCUAACUCAUUUUCAGGUGUU